Archocentrus centrarchus (flier cichlid) is the source of this 1705-nucleotide messenger RNA. It is a transcript of the gene pus3, whose product is annotated as pseudouridylate synthase 3. Gene Ontology annotation, biological process: tRNA pseudouridine synthesis; mRNA pseudouridine synthesis. Gene Ontology annotation, molecular function: RNA binding; pseudouridine synthase activity. Lineage: Eukaryota; Metazoa; Chordata; Actinopteri; Cichliformes; Cichlidae. Bases 141 to 1565 code for a protein of 474 amino acids. The transcript has 7 exons. Gene Ontology annotation, cellular component: nucleus; cytoplasm. The record is from RefSeq and is a predicted model, not a curated record.
UGCGUCCGUUCGCAAAAUUGGUCCGACUCAAAGCAAACUCUUAACGGCGCGGAGAGUGGAAUGUGUGAGCCUGAAGUCUGAAAGAAAACUGACUGAGAAGUGGAUUAAUCGGCCACAUUGAGACUGAAAAUAGAGACAGCAUGUCAGAUGCUUUAAUCCAGCGGAUAAAGGAGCUGGAGGCUGAGCUGGAGAAGCUCAGGUCGCAGCUGAAAGAGAGCAGUGGAGAUGGAGAUGUGGAAAUGUUGUCCAGUACAUCCCCUAAUGAAGGCUGGAAGUUUGAUGGGAACACCAGCAGCAGCGGCGGUGGUAAAAAGGAGAGAAAGAAAGCAGGGAAAGACCGUCCUUUUGACUUCUCUGCACACCCCCGGCGCCACGUGGCUCUACGGCUGGCUUACCUGGGGUGGGCUUACCAGGGGUUUGCAGUUCAGGAGAACACGGACAACACAGUGGAGGCCAGACUCUUUGAAGCUCUGCUAAAGACUCGGCUGAUUCAGGACCGCCAGAGCUCCAAUUACCACCGUUGUGGUCGUACUGAUAAAGGAGUCAGCGCUUUUUCCCAAGUCAUAACCAUCGACUUGCGCUCCACACAGUUUUGUGGCGGUUUGGGCGUCACGCUCCCUGAAAAUGUUGAUGUUGGUACAAAAGCAGCAGCAGCUGCUGCCGCCUCUGAGCUUCCAUAUGUGAAGAUGCUGAACAGAGUCCUGCCGCAGGACAUCAGGGUCUUGGACUGGGCGCCAGUAGCAGAGGGUUUCAGCGCACGCUUUGACUGCCAGUACCGCACGUACUGCUACUACUUCCCUCGAGGAUCUCUGGAUGUAGGGCUGAUGGCUGAAGCUGCUAAAAGAUACGAGGGGACUCACGACUUUAGGAACCUGUGUAAAAUGGAUGUGGGCAAUGGUGUCCUGCAGUUCGAGAGGACCAUCUUAUCAGCCACAGUCAAGCCUGCGCAGCCUCAGCAUGCCUCCAGCACAGACCAGUAUGACCUCUUCAUAUUUGAGAUCAAAGGAUUAGCCUUCCUUUACCACCAGGUACGCUGUAUGAUGGCAGUCCUUCUCCUGAUAGGACAGAAGCUGGAGGCCCCAGACAUAAUUAAUCAGCUCCUGGAUGUUGAGAAUAACCCCAGAAAGCCCCAGUACAGCAUGGCAGUAGACUACCCUUUGGUGCUGUACGACUGCUACUUUGAAGGUCUGAGCUGGAAACAGGAGAGUGAAGAGGUGAAUCUUGUCCUGUCGGCGCUGCAGCAGCACUGGACCCAGAGCGCAGUGAAGGCCCGCGUCCUGCACGGGAUGAUCCAGGGUUUGGAGGACAGAGGAGCCGCGUCCUCCAAUCAGUGCUGGCUGGUAGAAGGCAGCAGGCAGAGAAAUUACCGACCGCUGCUGGAGCGCCCGUGCUGCGAGAGCCUGGAGUCCAGGAUAGACCAUUUUGUUAAAAGAGGCAGACUGGAACGCGAGGAAGGGGAGAAUGGAGGCGAAAUGGUCCACAGGGGGAAAAGAUCCAAACAUUCAAACACAUCCUCGACUCUGCCUGUUUCUUCAGAGAUGUCAAAACAAAUUAUGGAUCAAUAAGAAGAUUAACUUUAUUUAAACUUAACAAAGGACUUUACAGAUUUAUUUUGUUUUAAUUUUCCAUGCAAGAAAGUCGAAUUGACUUUUGUUUAUUUACUAUAAACAGCGCAUGGAUAUUUUGAUAUGUGUUUUGCUUUAAA